AUGCGCGCCAAUCCAAUGAUCACGAACCGGCUCCUGUUGGGACUGGUGUGCCUAGUGUGUUCUGCAAGCGAAGUUCUGGCCAAGGACUGGGUGGCGACUGAUAUCUGCUACACCGACGACCUCGGGAACAAUCUUUGCUAUGAUCCUGUGUCGUUGACGCCUUUCGAAUACAUUCAUUAUGACAGCGUCGGUAAUGAGACUGUCGUAAACUACGACGUGUCGCCUUCGCAGAUGGGAAUCGACUACAUGAACUACGUGUACGGUACCGAUAAUGUUACGCAUGCGAGGCAUCUAUUUGGAAUAAACAAGCGCGCUUCGGACUGGCGUGACUGUACCACUUAUAGAGGCAAUCUUCGAUGGGCGGCUUGUGAAGUCUCUCAUGGAAUAGGACCUCACGUUGGCGAUUUGGCUGUUACUACGCUGGCUGUCGUGAAGUUGUAA
Molecule: messenger RNA, 441 nt
Organism: Myxozyma melibiosi
Lineage: Eukaryota; Fungi; Ascomycota; Lipomycetes; Lipomycetales; Lipomycetaceae
Exons: 1
Coding region: 1-441 (146 amino acids)
Source: RefSeq, a predicted model, not a curated record